Messenger RNA from Lactuca sativa (garden lettuce), 726 nucleotides. RefSeq names its product plastocyanin-like. The record is from RefSeq and is a predicted model, not a curated record. Gene Ontology annotation, molecular function: copper ion binding. NCBI's taxonomy places the organism in Eukaryota, Viridiplantae, Streptophyta, Magnoliopsida, Asterales, Asteraceae. Gene Ontology annotation, cellular component: chloroplast thylakoid lumen.
UUGAGUGGAUAGCAUUCACACAUCCACGAUAAGAUAACUCAUUUUGCACCCAUCACCACCUCAACAAACAAAAACCACACAAAAGAUCAGCCUCAUCACUUUAAAAUCCCACACCCUUCUUCUCCAAACACCAAUACUUCAUUUCAUUUUCAUUCCCAAUGGCAACCAUAACAUCUUCCACCAUCUCCAUCCCAUCAUUCACCGGCCUUAAGACCGCCACAGCCGGUUCAAGGGCCACCACUGCUACCGUCAAGGUAGCAUCCGUCACCCCAAAGCUCUCAGUGAGAGCUUCCUUGAAGCAAGCGGUGGCCACAGCUAUCGCUGUUUCCGCCAGCGCGUUGCUGGCCAGCAACGCGCUGGCAGCAGAAGUCUUGCUAGGAAGCAGUGACGGUGGAUUGGUUUUCGAACCAUCCACCUUCAGUGUGGCGUCUGGUGAGAAGAUUGUGUUCAAGAACAACGCAGGGUUCCCACACAACGUUGUGUUUGAUGAAGACGAGGUUCCAGCUGGCGUUGACGUGUCCAAGAUUUCAAUGAGUGAAGAGGAUUUGUUGAAUGCAGGAGGAGACACAUAUGCAGUGACAUUGACUGAGAAAGGGACUUACAGUUUCUAUUGUGCACCACACCAAGGUGCUGGGAUGGUUGGCAAAGUUACUGUUAAUUAAAUGAGAGUUUGGUUUAUUCAUUUUCUAUUUUCUAAAUAAUUAAACUUUGAAAAUAUUUGGCAAA